Molecule: messenger RNA, 2818 nt
Organism: Trichomonas vaginalis G3
Lineage: Eukaryota; Parabasalia; Trichomonadida; Trichomonadidae
Exons: 1
Source: RefSeq, a predicted model, not a curated record
AUGCAAGAGGUCAUUACAAUUGCACCGCCUCUAAUUGAAAAACAACAAACAGUGAAAUUUUUAAGAAGCUUAAUAUCUUUUUUCGGACAAAAUCCAUUCGAAUUACAAAUUUCAACUGAUUAUGAUAAAUACAACAAGAAACCAACACCACCUGAAAAAAAGAAGUUUAAACAAAAUGUCACUAAUCCAAUUCGAUUCUUAACAACCGGAAAAGAUUGUUUAGUUUUUGAUUAUUUAGAAAAACAUCCAGAAGUAUGCCCAGUUGCAACUUCAUUUGCAGCUGCUCAUCAAUUUUGCGCCAUUCUUAAGCCAUUUGCAGUUAGUUCCUACAUUUCAUUUAUUCUCUGUUCUGAAUGCACGGAAUUAUUAGAAUAUGCUCUGUUCAAACUUCCAAAACCAAAGAAGAAAAAGAAACAGGAGCGUGUUCCUCAAGCAAUCGUUCAGAUAAGAUCACCAGAAACCAAAUCCUUCUUUGAAACAAAUUUCAAUAAAGAACAAAUCGUCAAUAAAAGCGAUUUUAACAUACGUCUUCUUUCAUGUCCGACAUCUUUCGCUGCAGAUAUGCAAUGCGUUUACAUCGGACAAGUGAACUCAAUGAUAAAAGUGAUUCCAUUUCCUCAUAAGAAGCUCAGCAUCUUCCCAUACUCAAUUCCCGUCAUGCUACCACCAGAUGAACCAUUUUCAUUAGUGAUUGCUAACUCAAAACUCUACGUCGUCAAUGAAGAUUGGGUUCAAAUAAUAAAUCCAAUUACAUUCAACUAUACAAGCGUCGAAAACACCUCACAAAUACUUCAACCACCAGUAUGUUCCGAUAUGCACUAUAUUUACUCCUAUAAACCAAGCCAAAAAACUGUAUAUAUUUUCGAACCCAACGGACUUGUCAUAUCCAACAUACAUUCGAUCAAACUCAAUACUACAGUCAGUAUCGGUGAUUGUCCGAUGGUUACUGAUGGCACAACGAUCGCUUUUUACUGGAAAUCAAAGAUUUACACAUUUUCACUUGCCACAGGCUGCCAAAUUGGCGAAAGGAGCAGCGACAUUGAUUUCAAGUGUUGGACGAUCAAUCCCUUCCUCCAACGUUAUGCAUUUCUAACAGAAUCAGAGUGUAUUUCUUCAGAAUGCCAUGAAUACCUUUGUCCAUGGAUAAAAGGCACUCUUUUCCCAUUACAGAACAAUAACAUUGUUGAAUCCCUUCUUAUUUGCAACUUCCACCAUCAGCCACGAUUCACUUCUGGAGAACCAAAUUUUGCCUUUUCAAUUUUACAAAAAUUUAUUUUGGAAAAAGACGAAAGAGGCAUUUCCAUGAUUCUUGACACUUUGCUUUGGAUGCCAUCCCUUCUAAACCAAGUUGUUACAACAUUGGAUGCCACGUUCAUCGAAUUCUCCGACAAUCUCAAGAAUCAGGCAAUUUAUUUCUAUUGUUUGGCUUCUUUGAACGGAGCAAAUGUUUCGUCUGUUUAUAUAAUAGAAAACUACCUUUUGUUACAUCCAUCUCCUUACAUGAUUUACGUCUUCCCAACUUUCUUCGAUUUGACAAAAAUAAACGUGACACCAAAAGCGGUUAACAAGAUGAUGUCAUUUGUAAUUGAUACAUGGGAUUUCUAUCCUACGACUUCCUUGUAUUUUAUAUGUAAUUUCAUGAAGAGAUACUUCGAAAAUUCGACUCCAAAUGAAUUUAAUUUAGUUUGGGAAUCGUUUAAGAGAAUCAUGACAACGAUUAUUCAUGAUGUCAAUGACAUAAUCAAGUUCCCGAAGCAGAUGCCAGUGUUUUACUCAUCAUCGUCAAUGAGAGCGUGGAAUGAAGUCCUUUUGUUCAUUUUCUCUCAUAAAAAAAUGUGGUCAACAUAUUCUUCAAUUUUAGUUGAUGUUCUAUCGUUUUCUAUUGUACCUCCAAAGACGACUGAUGAAAUAAUUACGGGAAUGAUACAUAGAACUUUCUAUCUCUUGAUUUGUAUCGCGUUUUGCCAGCCAAUUGUCAAACCGUUUGAAAUUUUUACUCCUGAAAAGUUUUACAAAGAUUUUCCUUCAAUUUUUGAUAAAAAGGAUCCGGAAAUCGACCAAACAAUUUGUAAACUCAUAAAUAAGAUUUAUGAUUACAAAGACGAUAAAACUUUGGCACUUUUAUUUCAUAGAAUCCGUCACUUUUUGUCAUUUAAUCCAAAGAACACGAGAUUUUUAGCUCCGACUAAAUUUGAUCCGGAAGUAAACUUCUUAGGCGAUGGAUUGAUUCCUUACUUGAAAGAUGGCAAAGUACAGAACUUGCAGUUGUAUUCUAACCCUAAUUUACUCAGUUUGUUCAUUUUAAAAUUUUCUGAUGAUGUUUCGGUUUUGUCACCUCACCAUCAAUUGAUUGUUUCCAUUUUGGAGAAACAAAUCAACAGAAACAAAGACAAUCUGCUGAAAUUGCAGAAGAAUAUCUUCUCAAGGUUCAUGAAUUUGUUCGUUUAUCCUUUCUUUUUGGAUUCCGAAAUCCUCCAGAAAUUCGAGUUCAAAUUGGAGGCACCAGAAAUCCUGAUUUAUCCCCCUGAAAUAUUUGAUUACUUUAGAUACAAAAAAGUGACAAAUAUUCCAUUCUUGACAUCUGUUGAACUUCUCGUCAAUCCGUUCAUCGAACCAUUGCUGUUACAUGACUAUUCAGUGUUCACUUCACCUGAAAAUGAGUCACUUUUGUUCAAAAACGUUUAUUUGGCAUUAAUUGCUGUUUCUACAGGAUAUAAGUUUGAAGUUGAAAAAUUGACGGUUUUAUUCAAAUCUUUUAUAUUGUUUGGAUCACCAAGGAUUGUCGACACACUUCUAAAACUCGCAGACAAGACAAUGA